Molecule: messenger RNA, 2612 nt
Organism: Enhydra lutris kenyoni (northern sea otter)
Lineage: Eukaryota; Metazoa; Chordata; Mammalia; Carnivora; Mustelidae
Gene: TMEM175
Product: transmembrane protein 175
Exons: 11
Coding region: 214-1887 (557 amino acids)
Cellular component (GO): endosome; lysosome
Molecular function (GO): proton channel activity; potassium ion leak channel activity
Source: RefSeq, a predicted model, not a curated record
GCUGGUGCCCCGCGGGUCCGAGCGUGGACGUCUGGGCAAGCGGUGGGGCUUCGGGCCCAGCGUCUAGCCGCUCCCCGCGCGGCCGUGUCUGCGGAGGCCACUUGUCAGGGUGCUCGGACCUGCGGGAGCGGCGCGGGGAGCCGCUCUGGAGGAGCGUGCCGUGCGGCCGCCCAGCCAGGGACAUCCCCGCGACUUGUUGAGUAAGGCCCCACCAUGUCCGGGCCCCAGACCCCAGAACCAGCCCUCCGGAUACAGGGAGAUGCCCCCACGGGCGCAAGGGACGAGGACGCUGCUGACGGGAUCCAGCACUCACACCGCAUGCUCAGCUUCAGUGAUGCUCUCCUGUCCAUCAUCGCCACUGUAAUGAUCCUGCCUGUGACCCACACGGAGAUCUCCCCAGAACAGGUACUUGGGGAACCACAGUCUGCAGUAUCCCGGUUUGACAAAAGUAUACAGAAACUUCUGGCAACCAGGAUUGCUGUUUAUCUGAUGACGUUUCUCAUCGUGACUGUGGCCUGGGCGGCACACACAAGACUGUUCCAGGUUGUUGGGAAAACAGACGACACGCUUGCUUUGCUCAACCUGGCCUGCAUGAUGACCAUCACCUUCCUACCGUUCACUUUUUCCUUAAUGGUGACCUUCCCUGAGGUGCCUCUGGGCAUCUUCUUGUUCUGUAUGUGUGUGAUCACCAUCGGGGCCGUGCAGGCGCUGAUCGUUGUGUAUGCGUUCCACUUCCCCCACCUCCUGAACCCCCAGAUAGAGAGCUCCGCCCACAGGGCCCUCUACAGGCAGCAUAUCCUGGGCAUCGUCCUUAGGGGCCCAGCGCUGUGCUUCGUGGCCGCCGGCUUCUCCUUGUUCUUUUACCCCUUGUCGUACCUGCUGAUGGCGAUGGUCAUCUUCCUCCCCUACGUCAGCAAGGUCUCCAGCUGGUGCAAGGGCAGGCUUGUGGAGUCUCCUCCCCUGGCCAGCUCCUCCUUCCUGGCACACCCACAGGCCCCCAGGAGCCCCCAGCUCACAGCGUGGAGUUCUUCACUUUUGACCUGCACGAACCUCUCAGCAAGGAGCGGGUGGAGGCCUUCAGUGAUGGGGUCUACGCCAUCGUCGCCACACUCCUCAUUCUGGACAUCUGGACCAAUGCUGUGUGUUGGCCGCCCUCAGCGAGGACAACGUGCCGGACCCCAGGGACGUGAAGGAGAAGUUCCAUGGGAGCCUGGUGGCAGCACUGAGCGUGUACGGGCCGCACUUCCUGGCCUACUUCGGCUCCUUCGCCACGGUGGGCCUGCUCUGGUUUGCCCACCACUCGCUCUUCCUGCACAUCCGCAAGGCCACGCAGUCCAUGGGGCUGCUCAACACACUGUCACUGGCCUUCGUGGGCGGCCUCCCGCUGGCCUACCAGCAGACCUCAGCCUUCGCGCGACAGCCGCACGACGAGCUGGAGAGCGUGCGCGUCAGCUGCGCCAUCAUCUUCCUUGCCAGCAUCUUCCAGUUCGCCAUCUGGACCACGGCCCUGCUGCACGAGGGGGAGACGCUGCAGCCCUCGGCCCGCUUCGGGGGCCGGGAGCAUGCGUUCAUGUUUGCCAAGCUUGCGCUGUACCCCUGUGCCAGCCUGCUGGCCUUCGCGUCCACCUGCUUCCUCAGCCGGUUCAGCACGGCCAUCUUCCACCUCAUGCAGAUCGCUGUGCCCUUCGCCUUCCUGCUGCUGCGCCUCCUCGUCCGCCUGGGCCUGGCCCUUCUGUGUGCCAUGCGGGGCCUCACUCAGCCAGCAACCCAGGCCGAGGAGGACGCACACGCCCCGCUCCUCCCUGCUGCCUGCUAGCUCCUGGGGCCUGGCUGCCCCCACCUGCACUCAGCCUGCUUUUGGUUUGUAUCUUCAACCUUCUUCUCUAGAGCCUUCGGUAGAUUUCUGCUUCUGCAGACAGUGCGACAGGAGCUUGUGUCCCGGUCUCUGUCCUAGGCCCACAUUCUUGCUCUUUGUGAAGCUAAACCACCGGGGUGCUCGCGCUCUUGCUGGGAGCCCAUUGUGCCAGCCCUGAGUGGGGCGUGGGUCCCCAGGUACAAAGGACACGGCAGCAGCACAGCAAUGGCCACACUGUAUUGUCCUGGAUAUAAAUUAUGCUUACAUUCAGGUAGUGACAAGGUACACAAGGGCCUGGGUGCAAGCCCACACCACUCCUCUGGGCGCACAGACGCACUUAAAUACAAAGGACAGACGACUACAGACCAGAACGAGAGCCGAGGCCUGCAAAGCGGACACAAGUGAUGCCACCAGGGACGUCAAGGCAGACACACGUGUGUGUGCUGGAGGCACAUGAUAGGGAUGUCCCACCACAAAUGGCCACUACAGUACAUUUGUGCGGAUUUGGCAGAAGCUCGGGGGACAUGGGGCUAGUGGGCAGAGCUCGGUCACAUGGUGCUGGCAGCAAACAGCCAGGAUGAGUGGAGAAACAGGAUUCCUGGGCCUUUCUUUGGGGCCCCUGGAGCCUCCCCAGACUGAUCCUGGGGCUUGUCUGGACCCAGGGUAGGGGAGGCCCAGGCACCCGGUCAGCUGGACGGCGCUGGGAAGGGCAUGUUGAUCGUUGACAAACAGGUGAUUAAAGCUGGCUCCUCCCCAA